CACGCGUGCGGAUGCGGGUGUCCCCGGAGACGGGAAGCGUCCAUCGCACGGCGGCGAUGGAGGUAAAUUGUUUAACACUGAAAGACCUGAUCAGCCCCAGGCAGGCCAGACUAGAGUUUGCUGUUGAAGAUGCAGAAAAUGCACAAAAGGAAAAUAUAUUUGUUGACCGAUCAAGGAUGACUCCCAAGACUCCAAUGAAAAAUGAACCGAUUGACCUGUCAAAGCAAAGAAUCUUUACUCCAGAAAGAAACCCUAUUACUCCAGUAAAGCUGGUUGACAGGCAGCAGCAGGUGGAGCCAUGGACACCCACAGCCAACCUGAAGAUGCUUAUCAGCGCAGCCAGCCCAGACAUAAGAGACCGAGAGAAGAAAAAGGAGCUGUUCAGGCCCAUUGAGAAUAAAGAGGAUGUAUUUGUGAACUCCCUACAGCUUGAAGUUGUUGGUAACAGUGCUGUGGACGACUACGAAAAGCAAAGGCCAAGCAGGAAACAGAAAAGUUUAGGGCUGCUGUGCCAGAAGUUUCUGGCUCGCUAUCCAAGUUAUCCCUUGUCAACUGAGAAAACCACCAUUUCCCUAGAUGAAGUCGCCGUCAGUCUUGGUGUGGAAAGGAGGCGCAUUUACGACAUCGUAAAUGUGCUGGAGUCCCUGCAUCUGGUCAGCCGGGUGGCUAAGAAUCAGUAUGGCUGGCAUGGUCGGCACAGCCUGCCCAAAACCCUGAGGACACUACAGCGGCUGGGAGAGGAACAGAAAUACGAAGAGCAGAUGGCCUGCCUCCAGCAGAAGGAAUUGGACUUGGUGGAGUAUAGGCUUGGAGAACGAAGGAAAGAUGGGUCUCCAGAUCCCCAGGAUCAACACCUACUUGAUUUUUCUGAGUCUGACUACCCCUCUUCGUCUGCAAACAGUCGAAAAGAUAAAUCUCUAAGAAUUAUGAGCCAAAAGUUUGUCAUGCUGUUCCUUGUCUCCAAAACCAAGAUCGUUACCCUGGAUGUGGCCGCCAAAAUCCUCAUAGAAGAAAGCCAAGACACCCCAGACCACAGUAAAUUCAAAACAAAGGUACGACGGCUCUACGACAUAGCCAAUGUUCUGACCAGCUUGGCUCUGAUAAAGAAAGUGCACGUUACGGAAGAGCGAGGCCGCAAACCAGCCUUCAAGUGGAUCGGGCCCGUGGACUUCAGCUCCAUUGACGAAGAACUAUUGGAUGUCUCUGCAUCUGUCUUACCGGAAUUGAAGAAAGAAACAUAUGGCCAGAUUCGAGUGUGUGCGAAACAGAGGCUGGCGCGCUACGGUUCCUUUAACACAGUUCAGACGUCUGAGAAGAUACAGAGGAAAGUGAGCUCAGAACCCAGCAGCCCCCAGGGAGGAAAACAAGGGUCAGCGUAUUCCCUAGAAAUUGGAAGUCUGGCAGCCAUCUACAGACAGAAAGUAGAAGAUAAUUCACAGGGGGGAGCCUUCUCCAGUAAGAGAGUGGUGCCUCCAGCAAGCGGCUUGGACCCUGCCCUCCCCGUUGACUCUGAAUACUGUGUGAAGCCUGUAGCCCACCCAGUGUUCUCUGUUGCUCAAACAGACGUGCAGGCCUUCACCACACAGAAUGGUCUAAAUGGACAAGUAGGUGUCCCCCUUCCUGCUGCAGCCUCCGACACAGAGGGCUUAAAGCCAGCUCUGCUUGCCAGCCAGCCCCUGGUAUACGUGCCCUCCACCUCUCUGUUCAUGCUGUGCGGGAGCCUGCAGGAGGGACUGUCCCCAGAGUCGAGGUCAGAGGAGGAUGGCGGUGGCUCAGAAGUCCCAGCUGACCUGUCACUGACACCCUCCUCUCAGAAGCGCCUGUGUGAGGAGAGGGAUCCUCAGGAGGAGGAUGAGCCUGCCAUGAAAAGACAAAGUCAGGAGUUUGAAGACAGCCCCUUAUCUCUAGUCAUGCCCAAGAAACCCUCAAAUCCCGCAGACCUCACCUGCCCUGUGACCACGGGGAAUGGGAGAGGUACACCCCCGGAAGACGCCUGUGCGAAGGGUCAGCUGCCUGCAGCAGAAGUGUCAGGAAAGGCUGCUGCAAACUGCUUCGUUGCUUCUGACUGUGUAAACCCUUCAAGAAACCCAGACACUGAAAAGCCUUCGAAUGAAAACGAGAUCACCAAAGACCCGUCCCUGCUGCAGUACCUGUAUGUGCAGUCUCCGGCAGGGUUAAAUGGUUUCAACAUGCUCCUACCUGGCGGGCAAACCCCCCACACUAUGGGGCCGUCCUCGGGUCAGCUGCCGUCCUUCGGUGUCCCCUGCAUGUUCGUACCGUCUCCAGGCUUGGGCCCCUUUCCAGUUCUCUAUUCUCCAGCAAUUCCCGGGCCCAUCUCUUCAGCUCCCGGCACUCUGCCGAACCCGGGACCCAUGAAUUUUGGCUUGUCCACCCUGGGAUCUACAGCUCAUGUUCUCAUCGGCCCCGCAGCCAUGGUCAGCCCGAAGUCGUCCACCCUCCCUGCUGCAGACCCUCAGCUUCACUGUCAGCCCUCACUAAACAUGAGUCCGGUGGUGCCAGGCUCGCACGGCAUCAUCCACCCCGAGUCCCCCAGCUACAUGAGACAUCCGGUAUCGAUGGUAAAAGUAGAGCAGUCGCCUGCACCAGUGACUCCUGAGAGCAUCCAACGGAGACAUCGGGAGACAUUUUUCAAGACCCCUGGCAGCCUUGGAGACCCUGUCUUUAGGAGAAGAGAAAGGAACCAAUCCCGAAAUUCUAGCUCAGCCCAGAGGAGACUAGAAAUCUCUAGCAGCGGUCCUGACUAA
This is a messenger RNA of Psammomys obesus (fat sand rat), 2765 nucleotides long. RefSeq names its product E2F transcription factor 7 (gene E2f7). NCBI's taxonomy places the organism in Eukaryota, Metazoa, Chordata, Mammalia, Rodentia, Muridae. Gene Ontology annotation, cellular component: RNA polymerase II transcription regulator complex. The transcript is spliced from 13 exons. The record is from RefSeq and is a predicted model, not a curated record. Gene Ontology annotation, molecular function: RNA polymerase II cis-regulatory region sequence-specific DNA binding; DNA-binding transcription factor activity, RNA polymerase II-specific. Gene Ontology annotation, biological process: regulation of transcription by RNA polymerase II. The coding region runs from base 12 to 2765 and encodes 917 amino acids.